GAGCUCCAUGUAGACCUCGGCGCCCUCCCCGCCGCCCCGCACUCGCAGCAGCCGCAGCAGCUCGCUCACGUCGUGGUGCAGCCGGAACUCGCUCAUGGCCGCGGCCCGCCGGCAAGGGCGCCCCCCACCGCGCCUGCGCGCCCCCGCCCGCCGGAACCAGAAGCACGCCCCGCCCACCCGCUUCCGCUUCCCGCCCGCCCGUUGGCAAGAUGGCGCUUCCCGCCUCCGCGGCCCCCUUCGCCUUCGCCCCCGCCCGCCGCCGCUUCCCCGCCCGGGACCGCUUCUUCGAGGACGGCGACGUCGAGCGGCACCUCCAGCUGCAGCAGGCCGCCCUCGCCCGGGCCCCGCAGGAGGAGGAGGAGGAGGAGAGAGGGAGGAAGGCCGCAGCGCACUGCUGGGUUUUUUUGCCAUUCCUUGGGAUGCGGCCAGACUUUCAGCACCUUGGAGAGUUACGAACAUCACUACAACUUGCUCCAUAGAAAUGUCUGUUCUUCUUGCAAGAGGUCCUUCCCCUCAGCACACUUGCUGGAUGUCCACAUCCUGGAGUGGCACGACUCCCUCUUCCAGGUCAUGGCAGAAAAGCAGAAUAUGUACCAGUGUCUGGUCCAGAGCUGUGCAGAGAAGUUCAAGAGCAGCAAAGACCGAAAGGACCAUGUGAUCAAAAUACACCAGUAUCCCUCUGACUUUAGGUUUGAUAAACCUAUGAAAUCUAAAAGAAUCCCCCCCAGCAUUUGUUUCGGGGCAGGAGCCACCCGUGGCUUUAAAAGCAGGAAGAAAAGAGCCUGAAUGUGGCAGCCCAGCCAGCGGGCUCCAUGUGGACACGUGGCAGCCACGGAGGAAUGGGAAGUGUGGCAGAGGAACACCAGCCUGGGAAGGACGGAGCCUUCUUGGUGCAUCCGCCAGGGCAGAGGGAGGGGGCGGCACAGCCUCCUCCCCAGGGAGGUGCCUUCAGAGGGCACUCUGCCCACCACUGCCUCCUCUGCCUCCGAGCUCAGCUCCCUUCAAGACCUUCUCCAUUAAUUAAAAAGGAUGAAUUUGGAGGUCAGCGUGGCCAAAA
Molecule: messenger RNA, 1057 nt
Organism: Heteronotia binoei (common prickly gecko)
Lineage: Eukaryota; Metazoa; Chordata; Lepidosauria; Squamata; Gekkonidae
Product: zinc finger protein 511-like
Exons: 5
Source: RefSeq, a predicted model, not a curated record